AUGGCAGAAUUGGAAGAAGGUGAUAUCGCCGAACAUGGAUCUGGAAGUUUCGAGGUCAAUCAGGAUGGUAAUGACAGUACUCCUAUAAGUCCAGUUCAGUCCAAUUAUAUGGCAGAAUUAGACGGAGGUGACAUCGAUCAGGAUGGUGAUGACAUUACUCCUUUAAGUCCCAUUCAGUCCGGUUAUAUGGCAGAAUUGGAAGAAGGUGACAUCGCCGAACAUGGAUCUGAAAAUUUCGAGGCCAAUCAGGAUGGUAAUGACAGUACUCCUAUGGCGGAAUUGGAAGGAGACAUCGCCGAAUAUGGAUCUAAAAAUUUCGAGGUUAAUCAGGACGGUGAUGACAAUAUCGCUUUAAGUCCGAUUCAGUCCGGUUAUCCGGUUGCUCAGACAUGUAAUAACGAGGAUGAUUCAAAAGAUGUCACUAACGACGAUGGUGAGAAGGACAGCUCUUCGUCUUAUUCACAUUUUUCGUCGCACGAGAUUGAAGAAGAAAUGAAGGAAGAAAACGCUCUUGACCAUGAUGAAAAUUUGGAACAUUAUUCUGAAACGAAAGAGAAGAAUGAUGAUGAUCUCGUUAAUCCAACAAAUAAGGGUAAUGAGACGGAAAAAGUAGAUGCAAGUCAUGGAAGAGAAAGAGAUGAUAACGAUUCUGAUAGAGAUGAAGAUAUACAAGCUGGUCCAUCGAAAGCGCGACGCAUCAUGUUGUCCAGCGAUGAAGAAGAUAAUAUAGAUACCGCACCGGCAGCAACAAAGUCACGAGGUGAUUCCGAAUCGGAAGGUGAUGGAGAGCAUGCUGAAGUUGGUGUCGGUGAAUUAAUGACCAAUAUAUUUGGGGAGGAUAGCGAUGAUGAAAAGGAUGAUGAAGAUGCAAUUCAAGCACAGUAUCGGGCAGAAGGAAAUGGUCCAGAGGGGGAUGAUGACGAGCCGCGAUAUGUUCGUGAUGAAAAUGACGAAGAUGACGGACGAGUUUGGGACUUUGAUACAAUGAUGCGUGAAAAAAAAGCAGAACGACGAAGACCGAGAAGACGCCGACGAGAUGGUUCCAUUGAUGUUGGUGGAGCCUAUGAUGAUCAAAUUAAAAUGCUUAUUGAUGCUAUGAAAGCUGCAGCAAAGGAUGACCGUCACUCUAAUAUGGAGCGUCGACCUGCGUUACAGAAGCGUAAAAUGUUGCCACACGUGAAAGCAAUGUUAAUAAAGCACGAUUUAAUGGAAGCUGUUAUUGAUAAUGGCAUGAUGAAUGUAAUAUCAGAGUGGUUGGCACCAUUGCCUGACAAAUCAUUACCUGCAUUGGAAAUUCGGACAGAUUUGUUAAAAAUCCUGCAAGAUUUUAGUCGACUAGAACCGGGGACUUUGAAACAAUCUGGAUUAGGACGUGCUGUAAUGCUGCUCUAUAAGCACCCACGCGAAACUAAGGAGAAUAAAACUCUAGCUGCACGGCUGAUUAGUGAUUGGGCUAGACCCAUCUUCCAGCUCGAUACAGAUUUUCGUUCAAUGACAAAAGAUGAGCGUGUACAGCGUGAUUACGCACAACUACCAGAAGCUAAACGGCGACGCUUAGAUGCUGGAUCGGAAAGUUCAGAUGCUGAAAAGGAGAUAUCAGAACCUCGUCCUGGUGACAAAGGUUUCAUAAUGCGGGCGCGUGUACCACGACCAUCGCAGAGGGAUUAUGUUGUACGCCCUAAAAGUAAUGUUGAAGGUCAGUUUCGUGGAGCAACGAAGAAUCGUUCGAAUAGUCGAUUUGAUCGAACUCAAAGGGAAUUCAAAGAACGUACAAAACAGCAACGGACGCAGCGAGCCGUUGCUGUAAGUAUUAAUCGUGUUAACUUAUGA
Messenger RNA from Loa loa (African eye worm), 1830 nucleotides. Its product is annotated as IWS1 family protein. Gene Ontology annotation, biological process: poly(A)+ mRNA export from nucleus. The transcript has 14 exons. The record is from RefSeq and is a predicted model, not a curated record. Gene Ontology annotation, cellular component: nucleus. NCBI's taxonomy places the organism in Eukaryota, Metazoa, Nematoda, Chromadorea, Rhabditida, Onchocercidae. The coding region runs from base 1 to 1830 and encodes 609 amino acids.